AUGACGUCGCCCAUCGCCAGCGCUGACAAGCGGGACGCCGAGGCGGCAGGGCUCAUCGCGACGCCGCCCAGCAGCGCGCAAGACCUGUUCGCGCAAGCAGACCAGCGCGUGUUCUGCAAGUGCAGCAGCGUGCUAGACCGCAGCGACUGCGACGCGGCCGUAGCCGUAGCCGACAUGAAGAAGCAGAUCCUCAACUACGGCGGCACCGUGCUGGUGCCGAUCGGCAAGUCGUACUACUCUAAGCGCGGGGGUGUCGUGGCCUUUAUCUGCACGCGCAAGGGCAACGCCGCCAUCUCGACCCUCUCCGAGGCCGGCUUCGCCGACCUGCUCGGCGUCGCCACCCAGAAGUGCGGCCUCUACGUCCCCGGCACCUACAAGCACGGCAACCCCACCAACAGCGCCGCCUCGGACGUCGGCUACAUCAUGUCUUCCAAGGAAGGCUUUCGUGCCGAUGCCGAGAGGUCAAACAAGGUUUGGAGGAUGGUUGAGCUUUGGAGCGUUGCUAAGCGAGAAUGGAAAGCGAUGAAGAGCAAAUAA
Lasiosphaeria miniovina is the source of this 537-nucleotide messenger RNA. RefSeq lists its product as uncharacterized. Lineage: Eukaryota; Fungi; Ascomycota; Sordariomycetes; Sordariales; Lasiosphaeriaceae. Bases 1 to 537 code for a protein of 178 amino acids. The transcript has a single exon. The record is from RefSeq and is a predicted model, not a curated record.